UUUUAAGUAUUUUAAAUUCAAUGCUAAACAAAUAAUUAUUUUUUACGUAGAAUAUUUCCUAUUUGAUUAUUUAUCUUUACGAUGACUUCUUUGGAAGGAGAAGCACCACAAGCAGUUAUUAAACCAAAUCCGAGAAAUAAUCCUGUUAUAUUUAAAAUAUUUCACAAUGUUCAAUUCAAUAUUGUUCAACACAAGAAAUAUGUGAAAGAAAUGAUAAAACUAUACAAAAAGAUUGAAGCCAAUCAAUUUAGAGAGAGUUUUAAGAAUGCACUGCUUUAUCUCUUUACAUUUGGAGACACUAGUGCAAAUGUUGACCGUGUUAUACAAUUUGUUGCAACGUUUUGUACAUCCCUUGAUGACGAAGAAGAAUUCCUAAUGUUUAUAUUCAAUAUUGUGUUUGAGUGCCAGUGUGUAUCUGGUCCGUCUGUGAGAUACAGGGCAAGUCAACUGCUGGCUGCUGUAUUAUCUGCUCUCGGUGAAGAUGCUUCAUUAGAUGAUGAUCUUUGUGACAAACUUUUGGAAUCACAGAUGCAAAGAUUGCAAGACACCCGAGGUGCGGUGAGAUGUCGAGCUGCAUUAGCUCUACAGAGGCUGCAGAACCCUAUGGAGCCAGACGACGAGGUGACCAGAGCGUAUCGCUUUCACAUGAGCUGUGACCCAAGUUCGUCAGUGAGAAGAGCUAUAGUGAUGUCCAUUGCGAAGUGCGCUCGUAACGUACCGUUUGUUCUGCAACGUCUGUGUGACGUCGACGAGGCAGUACGCCGAGCUGCCUUUAUUCACAUUGCCGCAAUGCCUGUCACACAGCUAAGGGUCAAACAAAGAAUUCUUAUUUUAAAAGUGGGCCUCACAGAGCGCAGUCCACGAGUGCGUCGAGUGGUCGAGGAGAUCCUCAUACCGAGCUGGUUGAGCUCCUUCCAGGGAAAUAUUAUUGACUUGCUCAAAGCUAUUCGAUUGGACAACGCUAAUGAUGCUAAGGACUCGCAGUAUGUUGCAGGAAAACUGCUUGAACCGUUGUUUAAACGUCUUCAAACAUCAGAGCUGUUAGAAUGGUUGCCAACAGACAAGAACCUCAGACUGAUCCCAGCUGAGAAACUGAACAAAGAGACCGCGUGGUACUGGCGCCAUCUGGCGGAGCACUUGCAGUCUAUUGACGACGACGAAACUCUGGAGACGAUCUUGCCCGAUUUAGUUGUGUUAAUCGGCUAUAUAAGAGCCAUUGUUGAGUCCCCGUGUCCGAGCGAGGAUGAAGACCCCGUGGUGUUCGGAACCCGCCAACACAUCCUGCACGAGCUGGGCAUGUUGUUGCGAGUCUACGACGCCACAGACCCCAUCGGACGGGACGCUCUGCAAGUCCUCAUUACGGACACCCUCACUGGUGACUACGGCGUGUUGAGCGCGGACGUGAUCCGAUCGUUCGUGUACGCCCUGCAGCUGGCGGUACCCGACGUGUCGCGCCGCCUCGACAUCGUGUGCCGCGUGCUGUCGGCGCUGAGAGACGCGCCCGACGGGGAGGCGGCGCCGCCCGCGCCCGUCACACCCGUCGACACAGCCGAGAUAAAACUGAAGAGGGCGCAACUUCGUGUCUCGUUAAACGUAGCCAUGGAGGCCCAAGAGGAGGCUGUAAGGGACGAGAACUAUGCUCUAGCGGCCGAGUGCAAAGCUAAGGUAGCAGACAUACAGAAGAAACUAGAGGAAUUGAAUUUGCAAACGGCUCCAGUUGCUCCAAUACCCAUACCGACGAUGAAGGAAGUUAAUUCAGACCCGGAGACGUUAAACAAAUGCUUAACUAUACUCAACUGUGCCCUAUCUACGCCACAGUUGAAGACCCUCACACCUAUGUUGGAAAUGAUGUUCAACGAACUGGAGCUGGAAAUGAAAGGCAACCCGGAGGUAUUGGACAACGCCCUGGUGACGAUGGCGUUGUAUGGCAUGCUGGACAAGGAGUUCGCGAAGAAACACAAGGCGUUCUUCUUCAAAAACUUCCUAGACACGUCGCGUGAAGACACGGUCGCCACGGCCCUGCGAGCUAUCAUAGACCUCCUGUGUGUGCACGGCGCGCGACUGUUCGAGGAACACGUUGACACCAGGCUCAGUACUGCUCACACGAGUCGGGCUACCGGCUCCACUCUGGACCCUGACACCGAUCAAAGUCUUUCGGAUACUGCUGUUUCAUUAACGAGUACCCAUAGUACCGUUGUCGAACUGCUGUUAAAGAUUAUGGACGACCCUUGUCCAACGUAUCGCCUCAUCAUCGUGGAAGGGCUGUGUCGCCUCUUGUACCUGGGGCACGUGGAGUCACCGUCUGUACUGAGCCGCUUGCUGCUCUUGUGGUUCAACCCGGCUACCGUGGAGGAAGAUAUGUUGCGUCAGACAAUCGGAGUGUUCUUCCAAGUGUUCCCUAUGAGCGUGGACGGCGCGCAGGAGCAAAUACAGAAAGCCACAUUGCCAACACUCCGAGCACUGGCCAAUGCUCCGGCUAACUCGCCCAUAGCGGAAAUAGAUCAGGAAGCUGUUGUCAAGUUCAUCGUAUCACUGACGAGGAUCAAUCAUGAGCUGGUGGACAGUCAGGGCGGCAUGGCGGCGGCGUUGUGCAGCCGGUUAGUUCGCGGGCUGCCCACGGGCGAGGCGGCGCUAGCGUGCCGCCUGCUGGCGCUGCUGUCGCCGCCGCGCGACGCCGGCCUGGCGCGCUCGCUGGCCGACAUGCUGCGGCGACUGUGUACGAAACUGUCGGACAAACAAUCGAUCCGCAACGUGACGCGCUACCUCGGCGCUCUCGACGCAAUGGAACGAGCAAGUCUCAACAAGAUGUCUGACUCAGGAAUGGAAGGUGAAAGGACAGUUCCCACAGAAGACACGAUCGGCUCUAUAGGGAGAUCUAUGGGAUCUUUGCGUGUCAGCACCAGCAAUACCCGUACGAAGACAAUUACCUUCAAGAAGUUGUUUUUGACUCAACCGAUUGCCCGGAGCACGCAGGUAGUGAUCAAUGAAACCGUUGAAGAGGAGGUGGAAAUUGAUGAAACUUCACCCACUGAAGCUACCAAUGAACAAGUUCCUGCACCAAUAGGUACUCGAGAGCAGACCUCGGAUGCGACAAGACAAUCACCAGAAGCUGAAAUUAACAAAGAUAUAUCAAAGAGCGACUCUGAAGAUAGUAGCGGGCAGUCCCCGGUUAAGAAGCCUAAAGUCGGCAAAGCUAAAAAGAAACUUUCGCUGGCCAAAAGUAAGACGGCAGUGAAAAACGGAACGAAGAAAACAAGAGGACGGAAGAAAAACGAGAAAUCAAAUGAUGCAAACUCAGAAAAGAGGAACAAGCGAACACGGGCCGAUCAAUCUCUGGAUGAAUCUAAUACAGGAAUCAGUUCCGGUGAAUGUUUGGAAACAGAGAAGGCUUCAAAUCGGUCGUCGAGGAGUUCGGCAAACACUUCUACCAGCGAUAACAUGGACAAGUCUGCUGACGAGACAGAACUACACACCAUUGUAUACGACAGCGAUAUUAGACAGUCUCUCCUCGUGGAUUCUGAAGACGAGAGCAGCAGACGCGUGUCUCGCACCAACGUCACCGUGCCGGAGACACCGGACGGGAGCGAGGAGUCUGAUUCGUAGCUCAUUAGAACACCGACGAUAUUUAUUAUAAGAAGAUUUACAAUAAAGUUUAUUUUAUUAA
Leptidea sinapis is the source of this 3664-nucleotide messenger RNA. RefSeq names its product condensin complex subunit 3 (gene Cap-G). Gene Ontology annotation, biological process: mitotic chromosome condensation. Bases 82 to 3603 code for a protein of 1173 amino acids. Lineage: Eukaryota; Metazoa; Arthropoda; Insecta; Lepidoptera; Pieridae. Gene Ontology annotation, cellular component: condensin complex; cytoplasm; condensed chromosome. The transcript has 28 exons. The record is from RefSeq and is a predicted model, not a curated record.